Leishmania braziliensis MHOM/BR/75/M2904 is the source of this 1653-nucleotide messenger RNA. RefSeq names its product putative aspartyl-tRNA synthetase. The transcript has a single exon. Bases 1 to 1653 code for a protein of 550 amino acids. Lineage: Eukaryota; Euglenozoa; Kinetoplastea; Trypanosomatida; Trypanosomatidae. The record is from RefSeq and is a predicted model, not a curated record. Gene Ontology annotation, biological process: aspartyl-tRNA aminoacylation. Gene Ontology annotation, cellular component: cytosol; cytoplasm; aminoacyl-tRNA synthetase multienzyme complex. Gene Ontology annotation, molecular function: aspartate-tRNA ligase activity; ATP binding; RNA binding.
AUGAGCUCCAACCACGCCGAGGCUAAGGCACCCGCGGUGGAGAAGAAGAUAAGCGACAAGGAGGCCCGCAAGGCGGCGCGCCUGGCUGAGGAGAAGGCCCGCGCCGAGGAAAAGGCGGCCCUCGUGGAGAAAUAUAAAGACAUGUUUGGUGCUGCACCGAUGGUGCAGUCGACGGCGUACAUGUCGCACACGUACGUUCCGGUUGCAGACCUGUCGCAGCCGGCGUUGGUAGACAAGACCGUGUUGAUCCGUGCCCGGGUCUCGACGACGCGCAAGAAGGGGAAGAUGGCGUUUAUGGUGCUGCGCGACGGGAGGGACUCGGUGCAGGCGAUGGUUGCUGUGGAGGGCGACGUACCGAAGGAGAUGAUUGACUUCGUGGGACAGAUUCCGACAGAGUCGAUUGUGGACGUCGAGGCCUCGGUAUGCAAGGUGGAGCAGUCCAUCACAUCGACGUCGCACUCGGACAUUGAGCUGAAGGUGAAGAAAAUUCACACAGUGACGGAGUCGCUGCGCACGCUGCCGUUUACACUAGAGGACGCGAACCGCAAGGAGUCGGACGAGGGCGCGAAGGUGAACUUUGACACGCGCCUGAACAGUCGAUGGAUGGAUCUGCGCACGCCGGCGUCCGGCGCGAUCUUUCGUCUUCAGUCGCGUGUGUGCCAGUACUUCCGCCAGUUUCUUAUCGACAGCGACUUCUGUGAAAUCCACUCGCCCAAGAUCAUCAACGCGCCGAGCGAAGGUGGCGCCAAUGUGUUCAAGCUGGAGUACUUCAACCGCUUUGCAUAUCUCGCCCAGUCGCCACAGCUCUACAAGCAGAUGGUGCUACAAGGUGAUGUGCCACGCGUGUUCGAAGUGGGACCGGUCUUUCGCUCCGAGAACAGCAACACACACCGCCACCUGACGGAGUUCGUCGGGCUGGACGUGGAGAUGCGCAUUAAUGAGCACUACUAUGAGGUGCUGGAUCUAGCAGAGAGCCUCUUUAACUACAUGUUCGAGCACCUCGCUACACACACAAAGGAGCUGAAGGAUGUGUGCCAACAGUACCCGUUUGAGCCUCUUGUAUGGAAGGUUACCCCAGAGACGAUGAAGGAGCUUGGUGUUGGCGUCAUCUCUGAGGGCGUGGAGCCGACAGACAAGUACCAGGCACGCGUGCACAACAUGGAUAGUCGUAUGCUGCGGAUGAACUACAUGCACUGCAUCGAGCUGCUGAACACUGUCCUGGAGGAGAAGAUGGCGCCGACUGAUGACAUCAACACGACGAACGAAAAGCUCCUUGGCAAGCUUGUGAAGGAGCGCUACGGCACGGAUUUUUUCAUCUCAGAUCGCUUUCCGUCCUCGGCACGCCCCUUCUACACGAUGGAGUGCAAGGAUGACGCGCGCUUCACGAACUCGUAUGAUAUGUUCAUCCGCGGAGAGGAGAUCUCCAGCGGAGCGCAGCGCAUUCACGAUCCUGAUUUGCUCCUGGCGCGCGCCAAGAUGCUGAACGUCGACCUCACGCCGAUCAAGGAGUAUGUCGACUCGUUCCGUCUCGGUGCGUGGCCGCAUGGCGGCUUUGGCGUUGGGCUGGAGCGCGUGGUGAUGCUGUACCUUGGGCUGGGCAACGUGCGCCUUGCUUCGCUGUUUCCCCGUGACCCGCAGCGCACGACUCCGUAG